Messenger RNA from Symbiodinium pilosum, 1680 nucleotides. Lineage: Eukaryota; Dinophyceae; Suessiales; Symbiodiniaceae. The record is from the annotation of a GenBank genome assembly.
AUGACCGAUACUUUCCCGCUGAUGUUGGAGCGCGUGCUUCAAGAAUCCCAAAGGCAGCUCUACUCUGAGCUUUUGGUCUUGCUGGAACAUUCGGAACGUGAUGGACUUGGCAAAGGCCGCAGUGGCAGUCCUACCCCAGAACCCUCCCAAGCACAUUCCCUGGGCAGCCAGCUGCGCAGCAGCGCGCGUCAACGCGAUGCCUCGAGUAGUGACUUCUCAGGUGCGGCUGGAGCCGCGGGAAUAGUCCCUCAUACAAGUCUCUCCAAUGAUCCAAGUGUGGUGCCUGAGCAAACGGUCAGUGGGAGACGGUCGCUGACAUACGAUCUGGCACGGAGAGCGAGUGCACCCUCUGAGGCAGAAGCACAGAAGGUGAAAUCGCAGAAGUCUGUGUCCCUGACAGACGUGCUCACAAACGAGGGGGGAAAACCUCAAGGAUUUGUGGGAAAGAUCGUGAACUCGUGGCAGUUCGAAACCUGCUUUGCAGUUGUCAUCCUUACGAACUCCAUUUUCAUAGGAGUUGUGUUGCAAUGGGAGUCGGAGAACAAGUUCACCAGCGUGCCUACUGCAAUUUAUGCAAUCAGCUUAGCCUACGGUGUGCUGUUCACCGUGGAGCUUUUGCUGAGGAUGAUUGCCGCAGGUCUCUCUGAGUUCUAUUGUCAGAAAAACUGGGCAUGGAAUUUGUUCGACACACUUGUCGUUGCCAGCGUGAUAUACGAAUUCAUUUGGGAUUACAUUUGGGAUGCCAGUGGCAGCCAGUCCACUAGCAUGAGUAGCAACUUGCGCAUCUUGAGGGUUGUGCGGCUCACCAGGCUAACCCGCAUAGUUCGAGUCCUUCGAAUAGCGAGGUUCGUGAGGCCCCUACGCACGCUGGUGCAGUCCAUCCUUGGCACGCUGAAGGCAUUGAUUUGGGCCAUGCUUUUGAUGACACUUAUAAACUAUGUCUUCUCUGCGAUCUUCGUGGACAUUGUCAGCAACUACCUGGCAGACUCUCCCGAUGUAGAGGUGGUGGAGAGCCUACGGAGCUACUUUGGGACCUUGCAAUCUUCGUCGCUCACUUUGUUCAUGUCAAUUUCCGGUGGGCUAUCCUGGUUUGAGGCAACCCAGCCAUUGAAGAAGAUCAGCUGGCUGUGGGUCUACGUUUUCUGCAUCCAUGUAGCAUUCUGCCUCUUCGCGCUACUUAAUGUGAUGACCGGAGUUUUCUGCCACGCGGCCAUACGCGGUGCAGAGAGAGACGCCGAGCUGGCGGUACAAUCACUCAUGAUGGACAAACAGCAUUUGCACGCCUUGCUGUCAAAAUUAUUCAAAAAGAUGGACUUUGAUGGCAGUGGGAAGCUUGACAUCGCAAAGUUCGAAGCAUAUUAUCAAGAUGAAGAAGUGCGCGCCGUGUUUGAAGCGCUUGACCUGGGGGCUCACGAUGGAUGGACUCUUUUUCAAAGCCUGGACUACAACGAAGACCACCAAAUUGAGGUGGAAGAGUUUUUGGACGGUUGCGCCAAGCUGAGGGGCCCUGCCAAAGCAGUAGACUUGUUUGCUUUGCGAACCCAAACGGCCAAGAUCCGGAAGGAGCUUUCAGAUAUGGCUUCUCUCCAGCAGGACAUGCUGCAGGCCGUUGCAACUCACGCCUGGCAAACCAACAAAGUCACCGAUUACAAGAGUUGUGAGACCAAAUUGCGGUUGUGA